GAAUGAAUGAAUAAAUGAAUGAUUCUCCUCUCUCUCUCUCUCUCUCUCCCCCCCUCUCUCUCAAUUCUAAUCUCAUGAAAUUGCUCAGAGCUGCAAGAAAUCCCCCUCUACUCCAUUUGUAGCAAAUUCUCUAUAUCUCCUCUAAUUUUAGGAUUCCCUUUCUCUUUCUCGCGCUCCCCCUUUUUCGUAUCUGAAUUCCUUUGACAUCAAAUUUGAUUCCAGUUUUGCACAGCCUAGACAAAAGAUUUAGUAAAGAUUCCUUUUUUAGGGUUUUCUACGGUUGAAAUCGAUUAUUCAGCUGCAGUUUUACCCCAGAUCGGUGCUUAAAUUGCAUUCCGUUGAUAAUCCGUGGGAUUUGAACUGCUUCCAUUUUUGUCGCCAGCAGCUGAUUAUUAGUAUUGCUCCGGAUUUCGGUUGGUCAUCUUAAAAUUGUUGCAUUGGGGGUUAGAUUUACAGGGUUUUGCGUUUGUAGUGCUUGGCAAUUUCGUGCUUUUGGUUGUUCAUGAAUGAAUUGUAGAAGGGGGUCCUCUGCUGCUUUUGUGGAGGAUCCCAAGUAUUGCUGUUUUCUCGGCUUAUACCUGUAACAGAUUUUCGCCCAAUGCAAACAGGAUAUCCGGACAUGCAUUGAAAGAUUUGAUUAUUUAGCUGGUCUUAGAGCAGGCUUGUAGAUUGGUUUUGGGUGUUUCUGAAUAGCAAAAUAAAUAAUUUAAACUAUUAAGUUACAAUUCUAAGGAGAUAUGUUUGGCGGUACUGAGAGUGGGACAAAUAAGCUUGGGACAGUAAUGGUUCCUACUCGAUUUGUGUGGCCAUAUGGAGGAAGAAGGGUGUUGCUUAGUGGCACUUUUACCAGAUGGCAAGACCACAUACCAAUGUCGCCCAUGGAGGGCUGCCCCACUGUGUUUCAGGUUAUCUACAACCUGACUCCCGGGUAUCACCAGUACAAAUUUUUUGUUGAUGGUGAAUGGAAGCAUGAUGAGCAUCAACCUUUUGUAAGCGGAAAUUAUGGAGUAGUGAACACUAUUUACUUGCCCAGGGAACCUGAUACAAUUCCUGCAGUUUUCAGCACCGAGAUUGCUGGUAGAUCUAACAUGGAUGUAGACAGUGAUCCUUUUCUGCCGGAGGCCAUUUCAAGUACAUCACAGGCUGAAAUAGAGUUAUCUCGAAAUCGUGUAUCUGUAUUUUUGACCUCGCAUACUGCGUAUGAGUUGCUUCCUGAGUCUGGCAAGGUGAUUGCCUUGGAUAUAAAAUUACCAGUCAAACAAGCAUUUCACAUUCUUCAUGAACAGGGAAUAUCUGUUGCUCCUUUGUGGGAUUUCUGCAAGGCUCAGUUUGUUGGAAUUCUUAGUGCAUCAGAUUUCGUUUUAAUACUUAGAGAGCUUGGGAAUCAUGGAUCUAACUUGACAGAGGAAGAACUUGAGACACAUACUAUAUCUGCCUGGAAGGAGGGGAAAGCACAUCUCAACAGACAUAGUGCUGGAAAUUUGAGAUCACAUUCAAGGCAUCUUGUCCAUGCUGGGCCAUACGAUUCUCUGAAAGAUGUUGCCUUGAAACUUCUGCAAAAUAAGGUGUCUACUGUUCCUAUCAUUCACUCUUCAUCACAGGAUGGUUCAUACCCCCAGCUGCUACACCUGGCUUCCCUAUCUGGAAUACUUAAAUGCAUAUGCCGGCAUUUCAAGCAUUCUUCUAGUUCUUUGCCUAUCCUUCAGCAACCAAUAUCUUCAUUUCCUUUGGGUACUUGGGUUCCAAAAAUUGGGGAAUCAAAUGGAAAACCUAUUGCUAUGCUACGACCAAAUGCCUCAUUAGGUGCUGCUCUGUCACUGUUAAUUCAAGCUGAUGUCAGCUCCAUACCGGUAGUGGAUGAGAAUGAUUCAUUGGUGGAUGUAUAUUGUCGAAGCGAUAUUACUGCUUUGGCAAAAGACAGAGCAUAUACACAAGUUCGUCUUGAUGACUUGAGUAUCCAUCAGGCCCUACAACUGGGACAAGAUGCAAUCUCUCCCCGUGGCUUUUUCAAUGGACAAAGGUGUCAGAUGUGUUUGAGGUCUGAUCCUUUGCAGAAAGUAAUGGAGCGGCUGUCAAUCCCUGGGGUCAGAAGAGUUGUAAUAGUGGAGGCUGGAAGUAAGCGCGUGGAAGGCAUCAUUUCACUGAGCGAUGUGUUCAGCUUCUUGCUUGGUUAGGGCCCAAAAAAAAAUGAAAAAGAAAAAGCUUCUUGAAGGGAUCCGAUGACACACUUCUUGCAAGUGGAUUAGGCUCAUGCUUCAAAGCCCUGUUUCAUUCAGGACAUCCAACAAAAUGGAGAAAAAAUUAUCUGUAAAUAAGAAGAUUCACUUUCCUUUACUCUUUAUAUUGAUUUUAGUGGUGCAGUCUCCCUGUGGUUACAGCCACAGAGUGUCUAUUCCCAUCGACCAAAUGAGGCAAUGGAGAGGAAUCUGUUUGUAGCACCUCAUGGCUCAUGAUGCAGGUGCAAUGUCCAUAGAAAGGUUGUUAGUAUAUCUUGUUUAGGUAGGGAACUAACUUGUCAAUUUUUGAAGUAGGAUCUGCAUCAGGCGUCGUAUUUCCUGAUUAAAAUAUGCUUCUUUAGCAUAUACAGUUACAUGGUCAUCAAUCAUCCACUUUCAAGUUGAUAUAAUGCUUAAAAAUUCAACCAAGUGGCUGUUCCAUUCUGAUUGACAAAGAGGAUGCUAGACCUGGAAAGUAUCAGCUUGGGAGUUGGGAUCAUGUCUCUUAGAGACACUCUGGAUGUACAAUUUUAUUCCGGUCUUAAUAUUUUAGUUGAAAAAUGCAGUCAGGUGUUGGAGCAUACGAGUGUAUGAUGGAUGGUAAUUCAUAUUACUGGGAAAUCUUGCUGCAUAGCAUUCGCUACUUGGUGGUGUUGUCUGCACACGAUGUUCUGUUCAUCCAAGACCUUUUGUUGACGGAAGCUUGCAAAAUUGAUGGUCCUUGUGUUCCUAACAUUUUCUGCUUUGCAGUAGCUUUAUUGAUUUGAUCAUGCAAUACUUAGCUUUAAAGUUCA
Molecule: messenger RNA, 3010 nt
Organism: Sesamum indicum (sesame)
Lineage: Eukaryota; Viridiplantae; Streptophyta; Magnoliopsida; Lamiales; Pedaliaceae
Gene: SNF4
Product: sucrose nonfermenting-like protein
Source: RefSeq, a predicted model, not a curated record